AUGGACACGCGGAAAUGCUCAAAAAUUACGUCAGGGAAGGAAAAAAAAAAAAACUGGCACAAAGGUGAAAAAGGUAGAAAGAUUCCCUACUGUGUGAACUACGAUGUUCUCCUGAGAAAUUGUAAAGAGGAACAAUAUAUAGAUCUUAACCUGGAAGUUAAUUACAAUUUGGAGGAAUUAUUAGCUCACAAGGACAACAUAAAAAAAUGUUUUCAUGAGAAUAAUACGCUGAGUAAAAACGAUCUGCGGAAGAAUAGGAGGAGUUACCAUUACGACGAUGAACAUGGCCUCGUUUGCGCGACGGAUGGAAUUUCCCCCUCUUGUUAUGACUCAGGGUAUGGGAAAAAAGAUGCAUGUGGUGAACGAGACAGAGCGGAAAAACACAUAUAUCGAAAUAGCGAAUAUAUCGAUGAGGGUCAUACAUCCGACUCAAGCUACAGCUAUUGCUCCAACGUAACGGACAGUUCUACAGAGUAUGAAAAAACGAAUGGCAUGAAUUUUUCACAACGCAUCACCUAUGACAGUAUCAUUUUGGAGGACAAGGUGAAUUUAUUUGAUACUGUGUUAGCCCCAAAGGGAAUCAACAAAAAUAGAAAAGGCGAAAAAAAUAAUUUUUUCUGUCCUCCAUCGGCUGGCAUAAAUGGGGACAACACAAAUAUAGGCGAUACUUAUAUAAGAACUGAGCUAAGUUAUGAAGACAGAAAAUACGGACGGGAGGGGGGUACAUCCCCUUUCCACGCGAGGGAAACGCCCAAGGACCCGUUCCCCUCAACGAACCUAGAUGGAACCCCAUUGAUGAACUUAAAAUGUCACAAAAAAUAUUCCAACCCAGCGAGCCAAAAAGUAGAAGAAGAAAUCCUCCAAAAAUAUGAAAAAAUUAUAAAAAUUAUGAAGUAUUUGAGAAGAAUAAAAAAUAAAUACCCUCAAAUAGAAGCAACUAUUUCGAUACUGUCCAGUCAUAUUAAAAAUGUCACAUUCAAUUGUGAGAAAAUGUUUUAUUCAAGACAAGAGAUGAAUGAUUUUUUGAAAAAAAUUUACAUUUACCAGAUUUACCUCCUCAAAAAAGUCGUUUUUAAAAAUCCGAGGGACAGAAGGAAUGAAAAUUCCUUCAAAGGCAUCUUUGAAGCUGCGUCACCGGUGGAGGCACGAAUGAAUUGGAAGGACCGACCAAGCUUCAGAGAUUAUUCGGAAGUCCCCGAAGGCAUCAACAGGGAUGCCCACUUCAUGUUCCAGCACAUGAGAGAAAACAAAUCUAUAAAGUCUGCAAGGGGAGUGCAACAGGAAAAUUUGGACGAGGAAGGAUGGAUUAAUUUUAGUAGCGUGAUAAAACACGAAGAAAAGACACCUUACCCUUUAAGCAAAGACACACAAAUAAUGGGCAGUGCAAUGAAGGAAAAGAAAAUAGACACCAGCCUUACUGAAAGAAGCGCAGAAAAUGGAAUGUACAAAAAGGGAAAGCUAAAGAACAGGGAUAAAUAUAAAAGUAGUGAAUUAUUUAGGGGACGAGAAAAAACAACACAGGACGAUGAUCCGUUAGGAAGUGAAGCAAACUCAAUGAACAGUUUCGCCAAUUUGUAUGCAGAGGGUGAAGAGAAAACGUCUGCCUACUACGCUAACCUGAGAGAUACAUAUAGAGAAGCCCUAAAAAAACAUAUGCACACAAAUGAAGAAAAAUUUCGAAGUGGAAAAAAUAGAAAACAAAGUAGAAUAAAAAAGGAACACAUCCUACAGGAAGAUUCAUUGAACCAUAGAAGUGCCUAUCGGAAGAGCGAAAAUUCUACUAUGUCAGAUGAUGCAGAUGGACAGCCUGAACACGAACCUGUAAGAGAAGAAACAAAGAAACAACCACAAGGAUGGUCAUAUAAACGGGAUUUCCCACUUAAUACACAUUUGAUACGAUAUGAGUCGAAAAAAGGAGACUCGAGUAGACUUAAUAAGUGUAUCCCCCAAGACAAUAUAAACAAUAAGGAAUACAAGGGGAGAAGCACUCUAAGUGACGCCAUAAGAAAAAAUUACCUAGACGUUGUAAAUGGGCAGAAGUAUGGGCCCAAAGGUGAACCCAUAUAUGGGACAUUCCUAAAAGCCCUCAAUUUAGCAAGGAGUGAAACACCCCCGGGGAGAAAUCCAUCCAAAGGGGAAACGGCUAGAAAUGAUCCUGAGGGAAAGGAAAGGAACAAUCAGAAGACGAUUGUACUCUUUUAUGAUAUAAAUAAAGAGCUAAGUGCCAUAUCAAACAGGGACUCCGUCAUACACGCGCUGAAGCAUGCGCUUCUGAACAAGCCCUACAACUUCAGCGCGCUGCAAAACUUCCUAUUCAAAAUAAACGUGGAGCUGGUGGAGUACAAAAACUUCAUCCUGCUUCUAACUCGGAACAUAAAGAAACCUCACCUGGAAGCCCUAUAUGGCUUGAACGAUUUUUCGGUGUUUGAAAAGGUGUACGGGAAGAAGGUGGCACCCCGAUUUUUGGUCUCCAAUAAGGUUAAAACUUUUUACAAGUAUGAUACAUUCUACCGAAGAUUUAAGGAACUCACAAAUGUGCGCGAUUUCAGCGGGAUAACUGAUGCAGUGGAGUUAAUUUAG
Molecule: messenger RNA, 2580 nt
Organism: Plasmodium knowlesi strain H
Lineage: Eukaryota; Apicomplexa; Aconoidasida; Haemosporida; Plasmodiidae
Product: CKK domain-containing protein, putative
Exons: 6
Coding region: 1-2580 (859 amino acids)
Molecular function (GO): microtubule binding
Source: RefSeq, a predicted model, not a curated record